AUGAGCGCACGGGAACCGCUGCCUACUCGCAGGCCUACUCGCAGAAAUGCCGACCCUUCUACUAUGAUUGCUCGAGCAAAAGCCAAUGGCUAUGGUCAAGACGAUCAUGCAGAGGCUGACAAAGAGACUGGGGUUAAAAAGGAGUUAACAGUGGAGGAAUACGAACACUCUGUCCUUACCAAGGGUAGCGAGCUCCCUGAGCUCCACCAAUUAAAAGAUUUCUGGCAGUUUUUUAUAAACCAGUCAAAUAGUCAACUUGAUAAAGAACCGACGCCUGUCUCGCUCAGAACCUCUGCAAAACGGCUCAAGGCUGGACUUAAGUGUUUUACCGGGGCUGAAUUCAGCGACGAUGCUACAGCCGAGAUUAACCAUGUGAGCCGAAGUUAG
This is a messenger RNA of [Torrubiella] hemipterigena, 387 nucleotides long. The record is from the annotation of a GenBank genome assembly. NCBI's taxonomy places the organism in Eukaryota, Fungi, Ascomycota, Sordariomycetes, Hypocreales, Clavicipitaceae.